Messenger RNA from Lycium ferocissimum, 690 nucleotides. RefSeq lists its product as uncharacterized. The record is from RefSeq and is a predicted model, not a curated record. Bases 164 to 424 code for a protein of 86 amino acids. Lineage: Eukaryota; Viridiplantae; Streptophyta; Magnoliopsida; Solanales; Solanaceae. The transcript is spliced from 3 exons.
CCCAAAUCCAGAGAGUAAUCGAGGGUCCAAGUAGAAUAGCCCAUUAACCCGAUAUAUAAGCAUUUUGUCAUUUGCUCGGUUUAACUUGUGAAUUGUGAAAGUUAAGAGCUCGCUUCGCGAAAAUCCUCUCAAUCAACGACCAGCAAAAAGGGAAAAGAAAAGAAUGGGAUUCAUAAUGGAAUUUGCGGAGAACUUGAUAUUGAGAUUGAUGGAGGAUCCACAGGAGAGAGAUCGCAAGUUUCGAGAACAUGUGUACGCAACAAAGGCGAGGUGUGAUAAGACUAAGGAGAUGUGGAGUUAUCCUAUCCGUCCGUAUGGUUUCUGGACAUUUGAUAGACACAAUGCUCAGAAUUUCUGGGACCCACAGAUCAGCCAAGUCGACGGUCGUCGUGAUCCUUAUGAUGACCUCCUCAAGGACAAGUGAUGACUUUGAGGAUAGCCAGGAGACGUCAGCAAAGAAGUUCUUUUAGAGUACCUGGUAAUCCAGAUUGUUUCUAAUGCGUAUUAUCUGUUUUCUGAACAUUCUCCGUAAUUGACUAUUCGAACAAUUGAAUAAAUCGUGAUGUUAUCAAUGAUGUAAAAGGUACCUUGUUUUCAUAAACUUUUGUUUUCUCAAUGUUGCAUUUGAAUCCUUAAUUUGAAGGAACAUGUGAGGCAGUGAUGUUUGCCUCGGAUGCUCUGCUUAUCUCA